Gryllus bimaculatus (two-spotted cricket) is the source of this 346-nucleotide messenger RNA. The record is from the annotation of a GenBank genome assembly. NCBI's taxonomy places the organism in Eukaryota, Metazoa, Arthropoda, Insecta, Orthoptera, Gryllidae.
CAGCGCCGCAAGGACGGCGGCCUCACCGUGCCCUACCGCGUGGUGGACAACCCGCGCAAGUUGGCGCCCACCGACUGGGAGCGCGUCGUCGCCGUCUUCGUCAUGGGCCCCGCCUGGCAGUUCAAGGGCUGGCCCUGGGGCGGCAACCCCGUUGAGAUCUUCGCAAAGAUCUGCGCGUUCCACGUGAAGUACGACGAGAUCCGCCUGGACCCGAACGUCGCCAAGUGGGCGGUGCACGUGAUCGAGCUGUCUCGCACGAAGCGCCAUCUGGACCGCGCAGCGCUCAAGGCACAUGAUCAAGUACAAACCUCAUCUUCGGUUCUGAAGAAACUGUGAGCCGUACCAU